AUGGGUAACCAGAGCAGUUGCUGUUGUUACCGAAGUCCUUCACCAAUCCGAAAAGACAUCGUUAAACUAGAAGACUACCUUCCAGAAGGUGAAGUGAGUUCUAAUAAUAUCCAACAUAUAAGUGAAAGAGAACCCGACGAUGGAGACAUUGAUCCGUCACAAGAUCCAAUUGCUGGUACCAUUUUUAUGGAAAGAUCUAAAGCUUCAAUCGAGAACGGCAUCACGAGAAAGCGAAGCCAGCACCAAAUCGCUGAAAAUAAAAUGAAAAAAAGUAGUUCAUGUUCUACUAUAUAUUUAGAUGAUAGUACUGUGUCACAACCUAAUCUAAAGAACACUGUUAAAUGUGUCGCUUUAGCAAUAUACUAUCACAUAAAAAAUAGAACAUCCGAGCGCAGACUCGAUAUAUUUGAUGAGAAAAUGCAUCCAUUAAGUAAAGAAGGUGUAAGUGAUGAUUAUGACAAGUAUAAUCCAGAACACAAACAGAUUUAUAAAUUUGUCAGAACACUAUUUAAUGCUGCUCAGUUAACAGCAGAGUGUGCUAUAAUUACAUUAGUUUACUUGGAGAGACUUCUUAUAUGUGCCGAUCUAGACAUUGCACCAUCUAAUUGGAAAAGAAUUGUAUUAGGAGCAAUACUGCUCGCUAGCAAGGUUUGGGAUGAUCAAGCUGUGUGGAACGUAGAUUACUGCCAAAUAUUGAAAGAUAUCACCGUAGAAGAUAUGAAUGAGUUAGAGAGACAGUUUUUAGAAAUGCUACAGUUUAAUAUUAAUGUUCCAUCAAGUGUGUACGCUAAAUAUUAUUUUGAUUUACGUACACUGGCAGAGGCAAAUGAUUUAGCUUUCCCCAGUGAGCCGUUGAGCAAAGAGAGGGCACAGAAAUUGGAAGCAAUGUCGAGAGUUAUGGAGGAUAAAAUAUCAGCUGAAGUUAAGAAUGGUAUCAAAAAGUGGUCAAGCUUAGAUAAUGUCAAUUCAGGUGCUGGAGUAAGACGUAGUGUGGCCAUUUUAUCUUAA
Messenger RNA from Danaus chrysippus (African queen), 1008 nucleotides. The record is from the annotation of a GenBank genome assembly. Lineage: Eukaryota; Metazoa; Arthropoda; Insecta; Lepidoptera; Nymphalidae.